AGGCUGCCGGAACAGUAGAUGGCGGCGGAGAGCGGCGAAGCACAGAUCUUGUGAGCGGCGGAGGCCACAGCGGGCGGAAGGGAUCUGACGUCCGAGGCUCUGAGCUCUCGACGGGGAAGAUGAAUCCCCAGGUACCCCGAUGGAAUAAGAGACUGAGGAUUGGUGCUGCUGCACCAAGCAGGACACCUUGCUCAACUCGAAUCAGUGUGUUUCAGAAGGCUGUUAGGAAUUUGAGAGAGGAUGGGAAAUGCUGCUGGACAAAUACAAGAUGAGAACACAUCCUUACAUGACAGCCUUUUGAGAUUAGGCAGAAAUACUGCUGGGCAUCUAAAUGAUCAGCUUGCUGCAACUUCAAGCAGAACUGGAUGUGAAAUAUCAGAUGGAGAGAGAAUCCCGUGCAUCGGCAUUGAAUGUGCAGAUGGGUUUGGUUGAAGGGAUUAUUGACAUCUCUGACAGUGAACGCAACGAUGAAGUUAAUUUUGAAGAGUGGUCUGAUCCUGAGCAUGCUAAACUGGUUGAGACAGAUAGAAGGUUGAGAGAGCAAGAGGAGAAAGAUGCAGAGGUCGUGAAGAUGUAUCAGGAAAUGUAUGGCAAAAAUGAUGGGCACCAAGAAGUCUCAGGCACGGAUAAUGAUUCACUUGUUGAGAAGCACCGUAAGUUAAGGGAGCAAGAGGAAAAAGACACCAAGGUUGCAAUGAUGUAUCAAACACUGUAUGAUCAAAAUGCUACUGAAGCUCAGAUCACCAAUGUGCCAGCAAACAGAAUUCUUGCUCAGGCGGCAAAACCUGCAGGUCGGGAAAGAAGCCCCAUGGAGGGUGGGCGUAGAGGACGGGGGUGCGUUGGUGGUGCCUCCAGGGCAGGGAACAUGAAUUCCAUGAAGUGGUCUUGGAGGCGGAAAGGGAAGAAGUCGGAAACAGGAUCCAAGGGGCAGAGGAGAGUGAGGUUCUCGAACACUGUGGAGACGAUAUGCCCAUCGAAAUCCUGAGUGAAGACAGUUCUAGUGAUGAUGGAAUGCAGCAAGCGAAGAUGAUCACGAGCCUGCACAUCUACCUGGUAGCAACGUAGAUGGUUUGGAUACAUUAGUUGCAAAUGACAUCGUGGCGGCGAGGUCAAAGGAGGGUGGAAGAACCACCGUCAGCCAUGUCAGGAGUGCAGCACGCGGUGGAGUUGACGCUGCUCCGCACGGACAUGGGACUCACAAAGGCCCUGGGACCAGCCGAUAUCGGGAGUAGCCCAUGUGGGAGAAUUGAGCGUCGCGAGAGCGAACCUGGAUACACAUUUCAGUGGUUCAUCAGGUUAGUGCAAGCCUGGAUGGUCGACAGUCAUGCAUUUGUAGCAAAGAUGAUGUUGGAAAUGUUGAAGGUGCACAUAAUUUUCCAAAAAAUGAAUAAUUCGGCAUGGCGGGGAGGGUGGCAGUCCUCCGGUUAAGAUUCGGUGGUAUAGCCUUUGAUUAGUCGGCGCAUUUCAUCAGCAAUAUCAAUGUGAUGCUGAUAAGCACCUAAAAUUCCUGAUUAGGAUUAUGAUGAUUCUUUAUAGUUCUCUCAGCAAAAGAGUACAUUUCCCAUACUGUUGCUUCUGGGUUGAUCUGCUAGAAUAGUGGUAGCAAGCCAUCGCUUGAAUUCAUCAAAGGACUCAGUAACUUCUACGGCAUGCUUAGCAGAGAUAUGUGAUGUUGGUGCUGGGGGGUCUCCGGUGUGUUCUGAUGUAUGGCUACGUGUGGGUACGUCCUCAGCAGCCGUCUCCCCCAGUAAGGAAUAAGGACAGUAAGAUUGACCAGUCAUAGAAAGCAUGAAAAAUCUUGAAAAUGUAACUGUGACUCGUAGGACUGGUCAAAUAAAGAUUCCUGUGAAAUGUUUGGAAAAAUACUGAUGUCAACAACUUCCUUUGUGCACAGUUAUGCAGUAAUGCUGGAUAUAAUCACAUCUGCUGGCUUACAUGCAAAAAGGUUUGUAGUUAAAAAUCCUUAAUUUACAACAGUCCUUGGUUGACGUUUGAGCAGAUGUUGGCAGAGCAAUUUGGUCAUCUAAUACAUGAGCACAUAAUAAUUCUUGUUAAUAAAUCAAUCAGAUCUAGCGGUACUAAUAGAUGGUAGAGCAUGAUAUCUUACUUCUGAUGAGAAUAUAAUUAGAUAUGAUAAUAUAUGUGCGUGGAAUGGUAUCUGAAAGUACUGCAUAAUGGAGAGAUCGACAAACUAAGAUGCAUCACUGACAAUAAAAUUCAGUUUGGCAUGAACAUCUGAUUUGGGUAGGAAAAACCUUGGUCUACCAACUGCGCGGCAUGCGCGACAAACAUCAGGAGAACCAAAUCAAACCUUAGAUGGCACACUGCGCAGCAUGCAUGUAGAUCGAGUGGGUGUGAUGUACUUGAUCAGCCGGUGUAGCUAGUGAAUGUAUACGGUGGCCGGUCAGCACGUAGACCAAGGUAGUGAUGUGACUAGUGUCAAAGUGUUGUUAGAAAAAGGUCUCAAAGUUAAAAAAAAAACUGUAGCUGGUGGAACUUGAAAAAAAAACGCAGGCGCAAUGAUUUGCAGAGCUUAGUACUACUCCAUGUGUGGCGCCGGUCGUAUUUUAUUAGUAGAACCCAUGAUUACAGCAGACUAUAUACAGACACAAAAGAACCAUCAGGGCUGAUGACAAAGGGCUUAGCGCGUACUUCCAAAUCUAAAUGACAGAUUGCAUAGUUCGUGGUACAUUUGGGACAACACUCAGGCUAAUUAGCUAAAGGACCGUUUAACUGGUUUGCUGCCCAAAAUUAGGACUAACAACGCCAGGACAAGCAGGUGGUUAGUGCCGGCGAGGAGCACCAAUGUGCAUCUGCUGAAUCUGUGGCUGAGCAGGUAGAUCUGCCGAUGUGGGGCUUGGUGCUCGAUCUCGGUGCCGGCAGG
Triticum dicoccoides is the source of this 2884-nucleotide messenger RNA. RefSeq lists its product as uncharacterized. The transcript is spliced from 6 exons. The record is from RefSeq and is a predicted model, not a curated record. Bases 332 to 985 code for a protein of 217 amino acids. NCBI's taxonomy places the organism in Eukaryota, Viridiplantae, Streptophyta, Magnoliopsida, Poales, Poaceae.